AUGAUAACAUGGAUUAACUUAAUGGAAUCUAGUGGAGCAAUUCUAUCAGAUUCGAUGUUAAUUGCAAAAGCUCUUAAGUCUGGAAAAAAUUUUCCAGAAUUUAAAGCAAGUCGUGGGUGGCUAGAAAAGUUUAAAUUACGAAAUGGUAUCAAGUUAAGAAAAUUUCACGGAGACAGUGGAUCAGUAAAUCAUGAUGAAAAAUCUAUUACUGAUUUUAAUGAAACAAUGAGUUUAAAAAUUGAACAAUAUGGAUUGGACAAUGUUUAUAAUGCAGAUGAAACUGGUGUUUUUUACAAGGCGAUUCCUUCCAAAAGUGUGUGCACCAAAUCACGGCCUGGAAUAAAGUUGUCGAAGGAUCGAUUUUCGUUACUAUUAUGCAAAUUGUUCUGGUUCCGAUAA
Octopus sinensis (East Asian common octopus) is the source of this 399-nucleotide messenger RNA. RefSeq names its product jerky protein homolog-like. The record is from RefSeq and is a predicted model, not a curated record. Gene Ontology annotation, cellular component: nucleus. The transcript has a single exon. Gene Ontology annotation, molecular function: DNA binding. Lineage: Eukaryota; Metazoa; Mollusca; Cephalopoda; Octopoda; Octopodidae. The coding region runs from base 1 to 399 and encodes 132 amino acids.